AAAGAAACAAACGGCAAACCGCAUCCAGCAUCAUCCGCAGCCUCCACCCCAUUUCCCCCAAAAUAUUUCCUUAUUUUGCACCGAAAAUUAAAUUCAAAUAGAGAACAUUUGCAAAUCGCUGUUUUUGAUCGUCGUCAAGAAAAGCCAGGGCGUGACCUGAGAUCACCGAGAAACUAAACACAAUCCCUUUGAUUUCCGAAAUAUGUGGAGAAGGUUACUCACUUCACAGUUCAAAUCUCUAGCAGCCCUUCCAUGCCGAUCCGCGUCUAAAACGGCGCUGGUUCCGUUCAAAUAUCACAUUUCUCCUUUCCCUUCCGCUUCUCUCCUCGUUCGCCAUUUCUCCGACGAGUCAGCGGAUACUGCUGUGAAGAAGAGAGUUGAGGAUGUAAUGCCUAUCGCUACUGGUCAUGAGCGCGAGGAGCUUGAGGCCGAGAUCCAGGGAAAGAAAAUCCUUGAAGAUGUGAACAAUCCUGUAGGUCCCUUUGGCACUAAGGAAGCUCCUGCUGUUGCCAAGUCCUACUAUGACAAGAGAAUAGUUGGAUGCCCAGGAGGUGAAGGCGAGGAUGAACAUGAUGUGGUCUGGUUUUGGCUGGAGAAAGGCAAGCCACAUGAGUGCCCAGUUUGCUCGCAGUAUUUUGUGCUUGAAGUUGUGGGACCUGGAGGACCUCCAGACGGACAUGGUGACGAUGAUAAUCAUUAAUUCCAGCUUUGAAUUUUUCCUGUUGGAAUAAAAUUGCAGAAGAUUUGUUCAGAAAUCAUUUUUGUGUUUCGUAUGGUUUUGAGAUGGUAUUCUCUGUUUUUCAUGGCACUUAUUAGACU
Hibiscus syriacus is the source of this 819-nucleotide messenger RNA. Its product is annotated as cytochrome c oxidase subunit 5b-1, mitochondrial-like. Gene Ontology annotation, biological process: mitochondrial electron transport, cytochrome c to oxygen. Bases 203 to 700 code for a protein of 165 amino acids. The transcript is spliced from 7 exons. The record is from RefSeq and is a predicted model, not a curated record. NCBI's taxonomy places the organism in Eukaryota, Viridiplantae, Streptophyta, Magnoliopsida, Malvales, Malvaceae. Gene Ontology annotation, cellular component: mitochondrial envelope.